CAUGAACCGGAAGAGGAAGAGUUUCACCGGAACUGAUGUCUUCUCUCUUUCCGGUCAGGUCUCCGUGGUGGUGUGAGCGUGGAUUUCAUCUUCAUCAAGACUCACUGAAUCAACAAACAUGAGCGUCCCAGCGUUUAUAGACAUUACGGAAGAAGACCAGGCUUCAGAGCUGAGAGCCUACCUGAAAGCCAAAGGGGCUGAGAUAUCAGAGGAGAACUCUGAAGGUGGUCUUCAUGUAGAUCUGGCUCAGAUCAUCGAGGCAUGUGAUGUAUGCCUCAAGGACGAUGAUAAAGAUGUGGAGAGUGUGAUGAACAGCAUCGUGUCUCUGUUGUUGAUCCUGGAGACGGAGAAGCAGGAGGCUCUCAUUGAAAGUCUAUGUGAGAAGCUGUUGAAGUCCCGUGAAGGAGAGAGACCCUCCCUCAGGAUGCAGCUACUCAGUAACCUGUUCCAUGGCAUGGAUGAGAACACUACAGUGAGGUACACGGUCUUCUGUGGCCUCAUCAAGGUGGCUGGGACUUGUAAUGCCAUCGCCUUCAUCCCCACUGACCUCGAUCAGGUGCGCAAGUGGAUUAUCGACUGGAACCUUACCACAGAGAAGAAGCACACACUCUUGAGGCUGGUGUAUGAAGCAUUGGUUGACUGCAAAAAAAGCGAGGCUGCAGCAAAAGUGAUGGUUGAGCUGCUGGGAAGUUACACAGAAGACAAUGCUUCACAAGCACGUGUUGAUGCCCACAGAUGUAUCGUCCAGGCUCUCAAAAACCCCAACACCUUCCUGAUUGACCACCUGCUCACCCUGAAACCUGUUCGCUUCCUGGAGGGAGAACUCAUCCAUGACCUGUUAACAAUCUUCGUGAGUGGGAAACUAAUCGCAUACGUAAAGUUUUACCAGAGUAACAAAGACUUCAUUGACUCUCUUGGCCUGUCUCACGAGCAAAACAUGUCCAAGAUGCGUCUGCUGACAUUCAUGGGCAUGGCUGUGGAAUUCAAGGAGAUCUCCUUCGACACCAUGCAACAGGAGCUGCAGAUCGGAGCCGAUGACGUCGAGGCUUUUGUCAUCGCGGUACAAGCACUUCAUCUCAUUAAUCCCUGCUCGGUUCGGACGAAGAUGGUGUACUGCAUUGACCAGACACAGCGAAAAGUUGUUGUGAGCCACAGUACACACCGCACCUUUGGCAAGCAGCAGUGGCAGCAGCUGCACGACAGCCUCAGCUCCUGGAAGGCCAACCUAGCAGCCGUCAAGACCAGUCUGCAAGCCCUGUCACCUUCUGCUUAAUUCCACCUUAACCCAACUGUCUAGACUGCCUGGCCCUCUAUUCUUUUCUGCUUUCCAAAUCCCCAGACUGAAUUGAUCAGUUUUUUUAUUAAUCCAAUAAAACAACAAUGGAUAUAA
Messenger RNA from Sebastes umbrosus (honeycomb rockfish), 1390 nucleotides. It is a transcript of the gene eif3m, whose product is annotated as eukaryotic translation initiation factor 3, subunit M. Gene Ontology annotation, molecular function: translation initiation factor activity. NCBI's taxonomy places the organism in Eukaryota, Metazoa, Chordata, Actinopteri, Perciformes, Sebastidae. The record is from RefSeq and is a predicted model, not a curated record. Gene Ontology annotation, cellular component: eukaryotic translation initiation factor 3 complex; cytoplasm. Gene Ontology annotation, biological process: cytoplasmic translational initiation.